AUGAAGGAGAGACGCCGCGCACUUCGUCGCCGAGACCUCUCCAUCGAUCCAAGUACCAAGGAAACCACCUACAAAAUUCACGCUUCAGCCCCUAAAUACGACUUCUUGAAGAACUUCACCAACAUCCUUACUCCCGAAACUAGUAACGGGCCAUACUUCUACCCUCAAAGCCAGACCCUACGCCAGGAUAUCCGUGAAGACCGACCCGGUGUGCCUUUGUCCUUGGAGAUUGGUAUAAUUGACACUGACACAUGCAAGCCAUUGGAGAAUGUCCUGGUCGAUAUCUGGCACUGCAACGCUACCGGUUCCUAUAGCUCCUUUACUGGCCUUUCGCCCGACACACCUUUCUUGGAACUAUAUGCAAACAAAACUGAUGGAAAGCCUAUCGAUAUCCACGAUGGACUCCCCGAUCUUAGCUGGCUCAAAACAGAUAAUUCGACCUGGCUCCGGGGCAUGUGGCCUACCGACAAGCAUGGUGUCACAUCAUUCACCACUAUCUUCCCUGGAUUCUAUAUGGAACGUGCCAUCCACAUCCAUGCGCAGGUCCACACCAACUGGACUGUAGGAUCGAACGGUACUAUCAUCCAUGGACCGAUUGUGAGCACUGGCCAGAUCUUUAUAGAUGAGGCACUUGAGAAACAGAUCAUGGCCCUCGAGCCUUAUGUUAACCACACUGAAAUCGAGCGUGUCAAGAACGAUGCCGACGGAAUAUACGCCACAGAGUCGAACACUGGAGCAAUGACUAUUCUUGAUACUGAGCCUCUGGAUGGCGUCAAUUAUGAAAACGGUGUUUUCGGAUACAUCACCUUGGGAAUUCAAACCUCGCAGAUCCGGAAUGGGUCUACCAUCGAUGCCCAACCUAUCGUCAACUAA
This is a messenger RNA of Penicillium vulpinum, 873 nucleotides long. RefSeq names its product intradiol ring-cleavage dioxygenase. Bases 1 to 873 code for a protein of 290 amino acids. Lineage: Eukaryota; Fungi; Ascomycota; Eurotiomycetes; Eurotiales; Aspergillaceae. Gene Ontology annotation, molecular function: ferric iron binding; oxidoreductase activity, acting on single donors with incorporation of molecular oxygen, incorporation of two atoms of oxygen. The transcript is spliced from 7 exons. The record is from RefSeq and is a predicted model, not a curated record.